AGAAAUGUAAGGUAAUGGAGUUUUAUUGCAGAGAUUCACCGUACUGAUAGACAACGGUCUUUUUAACAGUUAACACCAGAAUUCAUUUAGGUUUGAGAAAGUGAGUUAGGAUUUUGUGGCAGUUACUUACGUGCAGCCAGUUUAAUUCUACUUCCAGCUACAGAAAGAGAAAAAUUAUCAUCUUCAGGAGGACAAUAAAAUAAACAUUAUUUAUUACACGAUACAUUUGAAUUCAUUAAGACAUUUGAUGGAACUCUGUAUUUUGUGUGGAACAACAUUUGUUCAAGAAAUGUAUUUAAAUGAGAAAAUUAAACAUUUGACAUCACAAAUAAUUCAUACAACUCUGUGUAAAAUACAAACGAUUUUGUGAAUAUAUCCAUGUUCAUUUUCAAAAGCAUAGCCCUGAUUGUUUAUACGCCCUUCUUCUUUUUUUCUUUUUUUUAUUCAGGGAUGAUAGCUUAAAUCUCAGUUAUUCGUUCAUUAUUUUUCGAUCAGUGUUUUGAUACGAUUGUCAUUUAUUAUUUUGUAUACCUACGGAAUUAUGUUAUGUUCAACUGAAUUUGCGGAGCGUAACACUGAUUUUCUGGUUUGGCUGAAAUGGUAGGAGCCUGCAGGAUGAUACUACAAAGGGGACUGUUAAAAAUGAGCUGGAUCAUAUUGUUUGACAGAAAGUUGCAGGUUGAUAGAGUGGAUUCUUCAAGAGGGUGAAAAUGGUGAAUUCGGAGAGAAAAACGGAGAUCCUGCCUUCUGGUGGGUAUAGCCUUGGGGAAUCACGGUGUCGACCGUAGAAAAUCCAAUUAAGGAUUGCAUUUAAAUGAAAAGUCAUUUUUUAACCAGAGUAUGACGUGGACACUUCCCUUUCUAGAUGAGAGGAACAGUUUUCCUGCAAAUGGCUCCUUUUUAUUAAAUCUGACAUGCUGAUAAUGCGGAGUUGAUGUAAAAUAAUUGGCACAAUAACCGUAAUUAAAAGCGCACUAACAAAGCCAUUAAUUUAUUACAGUUGUACAAGCUUGCCCCCAACUGUGCUUACAUAAUAAAAUGACUCGUUUUUACACGACCAGUUUUGCAAAAGAUGAGACGCUUACAAAAUACAUUUGAUUGCAACGAAGCACAGAAUCUUUAUUUAGUUUGCAUUACUCUUAUAAAAAUAUACAUCACACAUGUUAAUGGCCGAACAGUGUAGUUUGCUGUGCAUACAAGCAGCAUGUCAAAUCAACACACCAGUCUUAUCGAUUUAGAUAAAGUACGACUCAAGUACUGAUAAUAGAAAUUUUACAAAAAAAAAAACUUUAAAAGGAUUAAAAACAAUAUUGACAAGAAUUAUCCUAUUUUUUUAUUUAAUAAGAUCUUGCAAUGUCCUAUUCAUUAAUGUAUUAGCUAUCUAUUUUUUUUAAGCCCGUGCAGCAUUAAUAUACCCUUCAAAUGCGAAGCAUCCUCCUAGUUCAAGUUCAGUUUUCAUCUGGGUUACAUCCUUUCCUCUGCAGAUCCCCUCUCCCCUGAAUGGACACAUUUCCCAUUACGCCCUUCAAUUUUCCCUUCUAUCUCUUUUAUUUCAGCGAUUUAAUUAGGCAUAAAUUCGAUCCUGCUUUGCUAUUUGUGAGCUAUUUGUUUCUGACCUUGCUGGGUAAUCACAUUCAGCCACUGUAUCCGCACCGUCACCUGCUAUGCCUGCGUCUCCUAAUAGGUUCAUGCUGGAAAGAGUUAGCUUAUUAUUCUAAAAGGUUUUGUCGGGUUAAGCCGUGCAUGUGUGCUUAAAUGUACAUUUCAUUAACAAACUGCGAAGGUAUAAAGCCGGGUUUAUGGAGCUUCAAAAGAUCACAGAGAGGACGAAUUUGAUCUCCUUUUGGGCGAUAUCAUCCACGAUGUCUUUCAGUGCGCACUGACUCGAGAUAUAUGGUCUUUUACAUUUUAAGCCGCUGACAAAACCCUUCAUCAUUCUGCAACAUGCAGCGCUAAAACGCAAGCGAACAACCAGCCUGCAUGCGUUUAUUUUUAGAAUUAGACACAAUUACGAUCUAAAGCAAUAAAUCAGCAAAUGUUUGGAGUUUGCAGAACUAAUAUGUAGCCUAUUUAACUCCUAUAAUAUCACUCAAGAUAUUUAUCUACUAAAGUAACAAAGACAUAUGUAGAAAUUAUUAAAGGAAUGCGUAAUGAGCAGAAAAACUAUUUUCACAAGCAAAUAUUUGCUUUAGGCAGCGUUAAAGGUGCUUCGACUUCAUCCUCCAAGUAGCCCGUAUUGAUAAACGGGACAUCACACGGGCCACUGUCUGCUUGCCUGAGCUCUUCAAUACCAUUAAUAACGACAUGAUUCAAUUAAUCUCAUUCAUUCACCAUGCAAAAACAGCUUCAAAGAUGUAGCAUAAGCAAGCGUUCCUCGGAGAAUUGUAAGGAGGGUAAGCAGGCUAAAGGUAAAGGUCGAGGUGAAAGGUGGUGGUCUAUUUGCAGAUUAAAUGUCAUGCAACAAAAACAAGUGUACUGAAAAUAUAAUAUAACCCCUACAUAAUUAACUCCUACUUUAAAAAAAAAAAAAAAAAAUUGGUAUUUUAUACCAAGUAAUAACACAAAAAUCAUUUAUUAUUAUAAUUAUUCACAAUAAUUUAACAAUAACUAAAUAGUUAGUAUUAGGCUAGAAACAAAUUUGGCUAUUUUGAAAGCAGUGCUGCAAACCCUGUACCAAAAUACAGAAAUAAGCGAUUCACUGAAGAAAUAUCGAGCUUAACAAUUUGCCUUCGCAGGUUUUCUCUGUUACGAAAUUGAUAUAGCCUAUUUUGUAAGCUCUAAUAGAAUGGUGGUGAGAAUAAUUGAUUCGAGCGUCAAUUACAUCAGCCUUUAUUUUCAUUACAGCCGGGCAGAUAUUCCUAGCUGUAGAUCGAUACGACGUUAUAUUACUUGUGGUUAAAUAAGAGAUGAAACUAAACACGCGAACAUUUUUUUUAUGUGCAUGGGCAAAAACGGGACAAUCAUAUCAGUGUUUAAUCUCUCAGAUAUUACAAGAAACAAGAGCAUCAAAGUACAAACCACAAACCACAAAUAAAACGGUAUUAAACCUUGCAGUUCCCAUGAAGCACACUGAAACGCGUUUUCUCACACGAUCCAGGAAAUGUUAAAAGAGUUUACAUAUUCCCUCUCCGCUUUCUUUUUCUUGGGAAUAUCCCACAUGCGUCGCUCACCUGUGCGCGCGUGAAUGGCUCCUAUGCAUUUACCCGCGCGCUCAUUUCCUACUUAAUUCAUAUGUUAACACGAGCAAUGAUGAGGGUCGUUAGCACCUCUACAAAGAUCUUUAUUUAGAGAUUUCCAUUGUUUUUGUACUUAUUUCUCACGCAACAAAAUCAGUGCUGCUACGUCUACAGAAACACUCGGCUAAGUCGGUUUUUCCCCCAAACUGAAUUCUUCUAAAAAACGUAUUAUUAUAAAGGUACAGUAGGCUAUUUAAAACUCUUUGCUUAAUCAUGCAGUAUUCGAGCACACAAUAUAAAUGACAAGAGAUUCAAUUAACUUAGCUGUAGACGUUUUCGUUCAGCAGCUUUCAAUAUAAUUGGCCUAAGAAAAAAGUUAAGUUUGCGUUUAGCGCGGACGAGUGAAUGCACGUCAGCUCUGGAGAUGAUUUCAAUCACGCAGGCCGAUUUUCUCCCCUCCGCCACCGCUAAAUGGUCUAUGACGGACGAACAGAGGCGAUGUUACUGUUGUUCCCUUUGUUGACAAAUCCAUGAAACAACUUCAGCUCAGCGGUAUAACAGCGCGACCUCUGACGUCUGCGGGUCACGUGACGCGGCUGAUAGUAUAUCUUUAAGUGAAAAGUAAUCUAUCAGACAGUCCUUAAAGCCUGCUUUUCAAAGCACGUGUCAUCUUGACUCCUCGGUCCAAAACCACGCUUAAGUUUCGAGGAAAUACAGCGGAAAGGAGACGAGGUGUAAAGAAGCCUUUGGACUGGAGAAAUAUUUUCUAAAGUUGAAGUUUUCCUGGCAGGCCGGGACUGACCUGCAUUUAUAGCCACCGGUCGUCAUCUGAUCUGACCGCUGCUCUUACCUUGGUUUGCUCCAGCAGUAAAGUGAGCGGUGAUGACCCUGUCUGGAGGCACCAGUGCCAGCAACAUGUCCGGUCAGACCGUGCUCACAGCUGACGAUGUGGAUAUCGACGUGGUCGGGGAGGGCGACGAGGGGAUGGAGCGGGACAGUGACUGCGAGAGCCAGUGCAUGCAGGACCGGGGAGAUGAGGUGGAGGAGAUCGAGGUGAAGGAGCGCAGCGACAGUCCAUGCGAGAGCGCCGGCGAGGGAGAGUCCAAGGGGGAUGCUCAGGAGAGCUCCACUGGUCCCAUGCAAAGCAAGCCCAAGAACAGCCUAGUGAAGCCGCCCUACUCCUACAUCGCCCUCAUCACCAUGGCCAUUCUCCAGAGCCCGCAGAAGAAGUUGACUCUCAGCGGAAUCUGCGAGUUCAUCAGCAACCGCUUCCCUUACUACCGGGAGAAGUUCCCGGCCUGGCAAAACUCCAUUCGCCAUAAUUUGUCCCUCAACGACUGCUUCGUCAAGAUCCCACGGGAACCGGGCAACCCGGGCAAAGGCAACUACUGGACACUCGACCCCCAGUCGGAAGAUAUGUUCGACAACGGCAGCUUUCUGAGGAGGAGGAAACGCUUCAAGAGACACCAGCCGGACAUUCUCAGGGAACAGACCGCCCUCAUGAUGCAGAGUUUUGGGGCGUACAGUAUUGGGAAUCCCUACGGACGCCACUACGGAAUUCACCCGGCCGCUUACGCGCACCCUGCAGCCGCUCUGCAGUACCCGUACAUUCCCCCGGUGGGUCCGAUGCUCCCUCCCGCGGUGCCUCUCUUGCCCUCCGCAGAACUGAACAGAAAAGCAUUUAACUCUCAACUAAGUCCAAGUCUCCAGUUACAACUGAACAGCCUGAGCACCGCGUCAAUCAUCAAAUCCGAGCCGUCCAGUCGACCAUCGUUCAGCAUAGAAAAUAUUAUCGGGGUCUCCAGCAGCUCCACGAGCGCACAGACUUUCCUGCGGCCGCCCGUGACGGUGCAGUCCGCCUUACUGAGCGCACAGUCUCUGUCCUUAAGCCGGACAUCAGCCGCCAUCGCGCCAAUUCUCAGCGUCCCGUCAAAUAUCAUCUCCGGACAAUUUUUACCGACAGCGUCCACAGCAGCGGUAUCUAAAUGGCCUUCUCAAUGAUAAUCAAACUAUUUUUUAGACAUAUAUAUUUUAAAGACGAUACAGCACGAACUAUAGGCAGCACUGGACAAUUCGUCCGCCCCAAUGUAGCCAUGUAAAGACUUUUGAGAAAAAAAGAAAAUUCAUAAUCAAAAAGGAAUGCUUUCAGUACAGGUAAUGUUUGUAAAUAUUUGUACAAAGAAAUUAAUUUACGUGUUUUUCCUUCCCAUUUCAUUUCGUUGUUUAAACUUAUACCUGAGUGAGCCUUAUUUUCCCGUAAUAUUUUGUUUUCAUUCUGAAAGAAGUGAUUUCACGAACAAUGUUUUUUUUUCUGUUUUCCAAUAUGAAAUAUUAAACUGUUCUUAUUGAAAGACUGAAGAAGUAUGUUUAUAAAAUUUAAAUAUAUGUAUUCUAUGUAGCUAUAUUGUGUUGUAAAUCAACUUCAUUUGUUAAUAAAUAUGAAAACAAUCCAAUGCAUCUCAGGCACAAAUGACUUUAUUAAAUCAAAUAGAGGAUUUCUAAAAUUACAAGAAUGUAACCGAGAAACGUAUAAU
This is a messenger RNA of Onychostoma macrolepis, 5710 nucleotides long. RefSeq names its product forkhead box D3 (gene foxd3). Bases 4059 to 5177 code for a protein of 372 amino acids. Lineage: Eukaryota; Metazoa; Chordata; Actinopteri; Cypriniformes; Cyprinidae. The record is from RefSeq and is a predicted model, not a curated record. The transcript has a single exon. Gene Ontology annotation, molecular function: DNA-binding transcription factor activity, RNA polymerase II-specific; RNA polymerase II cis-regulatory region sequence-specific DNA binding. Gene Ontology annotation, biological process: cell differentiation; regulation of transcription by RNA polymerase II; anatomical structure morphogenesis.